GGAUUUUUUUUUCCUUUUAAUUGGCACAGCGCCGACCACAUAUUCUUCGAUUCUUCUGCAAAGGAAAGUGCGGAGCGUAGCUCAGUCUGCAUGGCUCAUCUUGUGUGACCGUGGGUGAUCGUGUGUAACCGUGUCCCGGAUGAGUCACCGUGGCUGUGCUGUUAUUGUUGUUGGCAGCAGCAGUAAAUAAUUCACGGCGAAUCUCAACCCCAAAACAUAGUCCUUCGAGCUUUUUCCACAACCGUCGACCGCUGAUUUAUCUCUUCAAGUUUCUCAAAAUCGACACUUCGCCCAGACAGUGUAAGACAUGGCCAAACUUAUUCAUAUAGACGGCCGCACAGGCGAAGGCGGCGGUCAGCUCGUUCGGCUGGCAAUUGGUCUCUCAGCAGUGACUACUCGACCUGUCAAAAUCGCCAACAUCAGGGGCAAUAGACCUAGCAAGGGCAGCUCAGGGGGAGGCCUGAAGAAUCAGCACGUCACGUCGAUACGAUGGCUGGCUGACGUAACAGAGGCAGACGUGGAGGGUCUCAGAGUCGGAUCCACGACGCUGACAUUCAUCCCACGCCGAAAGCCAUCCCAGCUUGUGCAGAGAAACUUCAAGAUCACAGCCGAGUCGGGCGCCGCCAGCACACUACUCAUCCUCCAAGCCAUCCUGCCCUUCUGCGUCUUUGCUGGCAACGAGAGCAACGAGCCAGUCGUGCUUGAUAUCGUGGGUGGUACGAAUGUUUCCUUCUCGCUGAGUUAUGAGUAUCUCGAUCAAGUUCUCUUGCCAACGCUUGAGGAUCGAUUUGGUAUUGUUGUCGAACGACAGUUGAAGAGUCGCGCUUGGAGUCUGGGGUCGUCCGGCAAAGGCGAGAUUACCAUAAAAGUCCACCCAUUACAGCCCAAGCAAGCGCUGCAAUUCCGAACGCGGGACUUUGUCUAUCCCACGUCGUGGCAGCUGAAGUCUGUCAAUGUGACCAUCAUCACGCCGAGUUUGUCUCACAGUACACUCCAGGUAGAGAUUGUGGCCAGAUUGGAGCAGCUUUUUCCGACGGUGGAUAUUACGUUCAAAGCCACGGAAGACUCUGGUAAUGUGGCGAGAUGGUACAUUCUGCUAGUGGCAACGUCCACCGACGGGCUUCGCUGGGGCCACGAUAUCCUGGUGUCCAUGCCGAAGAAGACCAAGUCACCAGACAAGUUCGCCGCGCAAGUAGCGCAGCAGGUCUGCAAGGGGCUGGAUAAGGAGAUACAAGUAAGGGGACAGGUUGACGAGCACCUUCAAGACCAAAUAGUCUGCUUUCAGGGGCUAUGCAGUGGGCUUUCAUCUAUGCCGAGGGGCAGCUUGCCCACGGAAACGCCCUCUGUAUCUGUGGAUGAGCAAGGAUUCUUGAGCGCAAAUAUUGAGAAUAUGCGUCGAGAGAAGGGACUUCAGCCAUUUGGCCAUGGGUCGCUGCACACGCAGACUGCGCAUUGGAUUGUCAAGGAGCUGCUGCCCGAGGUCCAAUUCUUCGCCAAGGGGGACGUUGUCCAGGGUAUAGGCUGGGUAUAGGCAAGCAAAUUAGAGUUUCGAACUAGGAGAAUAGACAUACAUAGCGUUUUCUUAUCAUAGCUUUCUCCGAUGCAGAGGAUCGCCUCAG
Molecule: messenger RNA, 1619 nt
Organism: Emericellopsis atlantica
Lineage: Eukaryota; Fungi; Ascomycota; Sordariomycetes; Hypocreales; Bionectriaceae
Product: RNA 3'-terminal phosphate cyclase domain-containing protein
Exons: 2
Coding region: 308-1531 (407 amino acids)
Biological process (GO): RNA processing
Cellular component (GO): nucleus
Molecular function (GO): RNA-3'-phosphate cyclase activity
Source: RefSeq, a predicted model, not a curated record